This is a messenger RNA of Colletotrichum destructivum, 1728 nucleotides long. Its product is annotated as Putative folylpolyglutamate synthetase, mur-like, catalytic domain superfamily. Bases 320 to 1567 code for a protein of 415 amino acids. The record is from RefSeq and is a predicted model, not a curated record. Gene Ontology annotation, biological process: folic acid-containing compound biosynthetic process. The transcript has a single exon. Lineage: Eukaryota; Fungi; Ascomycota; Sordariomycetes; Glomerellales; Glomerellaceae. Gene Ontology annotation, cellular component: cytosol; cytoplasm; mitochondrion. Gene Ontology annotation, molecular function: tetrahydrofolylpolyglutamate synthase activity; dihydrofolate synthase activity; ATP binding.
AAAGGCCUGUAUCAUCAAUACCAACCACUAGUAGCAUCCAGCCCGCCCCUGGAUGCGACAUCGAAGACCCUGAAAAUCCAAGACCCAUUCAUCACCAGAGCAUUCCAGUGACUCACUCCUACUGACGGAACCACCCUCCCAGGCAUCUCCAUCCGUUGCCGGGCUACGGGCUUCCAUGUCCACUCACUGACGUCUGUCUGCCCCAGAAAGCCAAGAGAAAGAGAAAGAGAGAGAGAUGGGCUGGCUCCCUUGGGCCUAACAUUUAUCCAGAGCAGCACAUCCAUUACAAGACACCCCAAGACUUCAGCACGCUCCAAGCAUGGCAAUGAAGGGCAUUAGCCUAGGCCUGCACCGCAUAUCCAGGGCUCUCGAAGGCGUCCCGCAGAAGUGGGAUGCCAUCCACGUUGCCGGGACCAACGGCAAGGGCACCACCUGCACGUACCUUGCGGCCCUCUGCCGGUCCUUCGGCAUAUCCAACGGCCUUUUCACCUCACCUUACCUUGUCGAGCCGCGCGACGCCAUCAAGAUCAAUGGCGUCCCCGUCCAGCAAGAUAUCUACAACGACGUCCGACGUAAGAUCCUGGACGACGAGCAAGCCCGUUUAUCGCAAGAUACAUCGCAGGAAGCCCUAACCAUCUUCGAGGUGACUACCCUCAUCGCUUUUGGCGUUUUUGGCCGCGCCGACGUGCAGAUGGGUCUCGUCGAGGUCGGCCUUGGCGGGCGACUCGACUCAACAAACGCCCUCAAGCGGAAGAAGGUCACCGUCAUUACCAAGAUCGGCCUCGACCACCAGGCCUUCCUCGGCAACACCCUACCCGAGAUCGCCAAGGAGAAGGCCGGCAUUAUGAUGGCCGGUGUCCCGUGCGUCGUCGACGGGAGCAACCCGCCCGAAGUCCUCGAGGUCUUCCGGCAGCACGCGGCAAGUGUCUCGGCACCGCUGCACCUCACCACAAAUCAGACCGGCCUGCUGGAGACCCUGUAUCGAUCCGAAUUAAUGCCUCACCAAGCCCAGAAUAUGGCAUGCGCCAUCACAGCUUUUCAGCUUGCUUACCCGCAUCUGGACCUCUCCGUCGAGAAGGCAUUGCCGAUCUUGAAGGACAUCACACAUCUGGGCAGGCUGUCCUGGUUGGAACUCGGCGAGAAGUACCCGUCACGAAAAGGGAAGCCCAUUCUCAUUGACGGGGCUCAUAACCCGCAGUCGGCCGAGACUCUGUCCACGUAUGUCGAGCGACGCCUGCGGGAUGCAGACAAACCCGUUACGUGGAUCGUGUCGGUCUCUAAACAGGACGGAAAGGACGCUGGAGGCAUGCUUCGCACCUUGCUGAGGCCCGGCGACAGUGUCGCUUGCGUACUUUUCUCCAAGCGAGAGACCAUGCCCUGGGUUGAACCCUUACCGCUGGACACCUUGAGGGAAAUGGCAUCAAACGCAGGCGCGAAGGAGAUUUUCAUGGGUGAGGGAGGUCUUGAGGCGGCCACUCAAUGGGCUGUCGAUACUGCGAGAGACGGACCUGUUGUUUUGACUGGGAGCCUUUAUCUGGUUGGAGAUGCCUACAGAAGUCUGUCAUGAAAAAGGGUUGAAUCAAGUAUCAAGGAUCAAGGCAAAGUGCAUGGCAAUACACCACUCUGGCAUAUUGCGCCAGCAUGGUACGAUUAGAUUCGUGAAGAUUGUGGUUUCUCUGCGGCUCUCGCUGACCGUGACGAUCUCACUUCAUUCAUUCGCGAAACCUU